This is a messenger RNA of Pedinophyceae sp. YPF-701, 366 nucleotides long. Lineage: Eukaryota; Viridiplantae; Chlorophyta; Pedinophyceae. The record is from the annotation of a GenBank genome assembly.
AUGGCGAACGCCAGCCAGGACUGCAAGCCGCGUCUCCGGUUCUGCCCGAACACGUCGGACCUCUUGUAUGCCGAGGAGGACAAGGAGCGGAGGGUCCUGGUGUACCGCUGCAAGGCGAAGAACUGCGGGUACGAGGAGGACGCGGAGCACGGGUGCGCGUACAGGCACGUCCUGAAGCACUCCAAGCAGGGCGAGAUGAUCCGCGGGGACAUGACGGACGACCCGACGCUCCCAAGGACCAACGACUACGAGUGCCCGGAGUGUGGGCACAAGGAGGCGGUCUACAAGCAGCAGGCGACCGUGAAGGGAAUGGACGUGUACUACAUGUGUGUGCAGUGCGGGACCGAGCGGCGUGAUAACGCGUGA